CAGCUGAAUCCUCCCCCUUGCAUGGCCUGGGGACACAAUGGGAACCGCAUGUGCUCCUCAGAAAAGGUCACACUUAUUCCACUAUCCUUCUUGUUUCACACAUCUACAGAGGGAAAGGGAUGCUACAGGGACUUCCUGAUGAUGAAGAGGUGGAAAAUAGCUCAGUGUCCUGGGAGGGUGGUGGGUCUGCCGCCACUCCUAAGGCUUCUCUCGGGAGCCCCCUGACCCGCACAACACAGAACUCACCCCUGGGAGAGUCUUCUGUUCGUGCAGGGCACUCUGGGCCUUCAGGGCUGAAUCGCGAGCACAGUACGUCAGGAAAGCACAUCCUGAGGGCACAGGCAGAGAGACAGCGUCAGGUGAGUCUUCGUGUUCUCUUUCCUAAGGGCUUCUCCGGCUGACUGAGGACCCGGAGGGGGGAUUUCCCCCUUCUGGACCUCUCUGCCUGCUGGGCUGGGGAGGGAGGAGGAGUUUAACCAGAGGGAUAAAAAUUAUACCCUAUCUCUGGGUCAGGGACCUGGAGGUGAGGGAUGUGGGAGAGCAUUUGAUCUGUUGAGAGAUGGGACUGGGGGCAGGAAGAGCUAGACUCCACCAGAGACAGGUGUGCAGAGUGCGCCGGGAAGGAAGACGGGGAGCGACAGCCGGAAGUGCUGUUUCCUGGACCCAAAGAUUUCUGGAGGAAUCCAGGACUUCAAUAUGUAGUGUCUGUCUACAGAACAGAUGGAAUGUUUGGCUUCUGCGCCAGAGGAAGAGAAGCCUUGAUUUCUUUCGACAACCAACCGAGUGCUGCUUAAUGGAGGCCCGACCAGGGAUAGUGGAGCCGGAUCCCGGAACGCUGAACUCGGAGCAACUGGAGCAGUUGCGAGAUUUCAAGAGCAUUGUUUCUGAAAAGACCAGACAACAUUCUUGAAUUUGCUGCAUACUAUUUCACGGAUCCAAGACUUCCCCACAGAAUUCACAUGCAGCUAAUUAAAGAGAAGAAAG
This is a messenger RNA of Mastomys coucha (southern multimammate mouse), 984 nucleotides long. It is a transcript of the gene Riiad1, whose product is annotated as regulatory subunit of type II PKA R-subunit domain containing 1. Lineage: Eukaryota; Metazoa; Chordata; Mammalia; Rodentia; Muridae. Bases 560 to 910 code for a protein of 116 amino acids. The transcript is spliced from 6 exons. The record is from RefSeq and is a predicted model, not a curated record.